AUGGAAAAAUUCCUAAAGGAUGAUUUUUAUUUACUGAGUCUUACUGAAAUAAUUCUGUAUGGUUGGAGGUUUGACAAAAUUAUGCGUUUGAAACAUAGUGAACAUAUUUGGAAGGUUAAUGAAGAAAUAAGGAGGUUUAUUGGAGAAAUUUUUAAAAUUAGAAAACACUUUGGAGGAAAAAGUUGGUCCAAAUGCUGGACGAAAACCGUAAAAAUAAAUAAAUAA
Molecule: messenger RNA, 225 nt
Organism: Blepharisma stoltei
Lineage: Eukaryota; Ciliophora; Heterotrichea; Heterotrichida; Blepharismidae
Source: the annotation of a GenBank genome assembly